This is a messenger RNA of Hypomesus transpacificus, 578 nucleotides long. It is a transcript of the gene gngt2a, whose product is annotated as guanine nucleotide binding protein (G protein), gamma transducing activity polypeptide 2a. The transcript is spliced from 3 exons. Gene Ontology annotation, cellular component: heterotrimeric G-protein complex. Gene Ontology annotation, molecular function: G-protein beta-subunit binding. Gene Ontology annotation, biological process: G protein-coupled receptor signaling pathway. The record is from RefSeq and is a predicted model, not a curated record. Lineage: Eukaryota; Metazoa; Chordata; Actinopteri; Osmeriformes; Osmeridae. The coding region runs from base 100 to 309 and encodes 69 amino acids.
GCCAGUUGGACUCAGGGUGGCUGGUCCAUCACACCCUCCUCUAGAGGAAGAAAGACAACAGCUUCCUUGCAGCAGCUGCCCCCCAACCAAUCGGGCAAGAUGGCUCGGGACAUGUCCGACAAGGACAUCCUGAAAAUGGAGCUGGACCAACUGAAAAAGGAGGUCUCCACCCCACGAGAGCCUAUCUCCAAGACAGCAAAGGAGCUGAUUGAAUACGUCGAGGGCAAGUCCGGUGAGGACCCUCUGAUGAAGGGAGUACCCGACGACAAGAACCCCUUCAAGGACAAGGGUGGCUGCGUCAUCACCUAGCCCCGGGGGGGCUCUGGUCAGCCCCGGGCCAAAAGAACAGACACGACCUAACACCAGGACAAUGCUUCCUUCCCAUGUUCAGCCUUCAGCACAGCUCUGAAUACAGCCAACCUAGUAGACUGUUUUUAGCUCAACCAGCACGACCUUACAUUCCUGUAGUUCUGUUUGACACCUCACACCUCACCUGUAUUCACACUUUUGGUUCCGGAAGGUUCUGAGGGAUUGAAUGACUGGGGCGUUUUCAUGUAAAUAAAGCAUGUUUGGGUCGG